UGUGCACAGAGAGAAACGUCAGUUGCGUUUCGGUUUCGGUCGCUUUUGUUGGUGAUUUUUUUUCGCAAUCUCACAGCAGCCCGUAAAAGCAGUUGAAUUUCAGUGACUUCAGGCUUGAAUCGAGUGAUUACGGUAAUCCGGUGCGGCUCGUCUCGUCGGAGUUGAUUUGCUGACUUGGAUUUACUCACUAUUUGGGCGCUGACUUACAUAAGGAGCGAUUUGUUGUUUGUUUUUUUGGGAAUCAGCUGCGGUGAAGGAACUGUGAUUCAGAUCUCCGAGAAAUUUGCGGAUUAGAAGCAGCCUCGAAGAGGACUAGAAAUGUCCAAAGCUAGUAAAAUAGUGCUCCGAAUCCAGUCUGCAGACGGCACCAAGCGGGUCGAAGUCUCGGACACCGGUACCUUGCGCGAACUGUACGAUGCUGUACAGGCAACGUUCGGCUACCCUGACGAUGGGUUUGCGCUGUACAAGGAGAGGAAUUGCACCAAGGAGCUCGUUUCCAGCCGAUCUCAGUCGGUCAAGGACAGCGCCCUGAAGCAUGGCGAUAUGAUCUACCUGCGCAGCGUUACCGGCCCGUCCACGUCCAAGCAGCAACCGCCGGAGCGCAGCUCCUCGGUAGCAUCGAUCGCGUCCACGAGCAGCUCCUCGGGAGCGACGACUUCGGGUGGUGGUGGUGGGUUCAGCCGCGAGCCUACACCGAGCACUAGCGGCGCUACCGCGCUGCUCAACGGGGAAGACCCGGUCGAUAUCGAGCUGUACAAGCAAGACGGACGCAUUCAGCGGAAGCGCGAUGAGAAAUUAUGCCGUCACAAUUCAAACGGGUGCUGUGUGCAUUGCUCCCCCCUGGAACCGUACGACGAGGCUUACCUCAAGGAACAGAAGAUCAAGCACUUUUCGUUCCACUCGUACUUGAAGAAGCUCACAUCCGGCGUUGACCGCGGCAAGUUCGUUGCGCUGGAAGAUCUCAACUGCAAGAUUAAGAUGGGCUGCCGCGACCAUCCGCCGUGGCCCAAGGGCAUUUGCUCCAAGUGUCAGCCGUCGGCAAUCACGCUCAACCGGCAAACGUACCGUCACGUUGACAACGUCAUGUUCGAAAACACCGGAAUCGUAGAGCGGUUCCUGAACUAUUGGCGCACCACCGGCCAUCAGCGCAUCGGGAUGCUGUUCGGUACGUACGAGGUACAUCCGGAUGUACCGCUGGGAAUCCGUGCCCGGGUGGCCGCCAUCUACGAGCCACCGCAGGAGAGCAACCGCGACUCGAUCCGCUUGCUGGAGGAUGAACAUGCCGUGGAAAUUGAAGAGCUGGCUCGUCAGUUGGGCUUGCAGCGUGUCGGCUGGAUUUUUACCGAUCUGCUGGCGGAAAAUGCCGCCGCCGGAACGGUGAAGCACGUGCGUGGCAUCAAAACGCACUUCCUGACCGCUCACGAGUGCAUUCUGGCGGGCCACUUGCAGAACAAGUAUCCCAACCGCUGCAAGCACGCCUCGAAGGGGCUGUUUGGGUCAAAGUUUGUAACUGUUUGUGUAACUGGUGAUGAUAAGAAGCAGGUGCACAUGGAGGGAUAUGCCGUUUCGGCGCAGUGUAUGGCUCUGGUGCGGGAUAAUUGUUUGAUUCCGACCAAGGAUGCGCCGGAGCUGGGAUAUAUACGCGAGUCGUCCGAUAAGCAGUACGUUCCGGAUGUCUACUAUAAGGAAAAGGACGUCUACGGGAACGAGGUGCAGCGCUUGGGGCGACCCCUGCCGGUCGAGUAUCUGCUGGUGGAUGUGCCCGCGUCCACGCCGGUCGUGCCCCUGUACACAUUCCACGAGCGAAAAGACGUCAGCCAGUACUUCCCGGUCGAGAACCGGCUCAUCGAUGGCCACAUCCAGGACUUUUCCGCGCUGAGCGACUACCUGGCCCGGUCGCGGUCAAUGGACUUUUUGGACGCCAUGUCCGACUUCCACUUGCUGCUGUUCUUGUACCGAAUGGACAUGCUGCCAAUGAAGGCGCAGAUGGGCCCCCUGUUGGAGGCGGUUCGCUCCAAGGACAAAACCAUCGCCAACGAGUGGAAGAACCAGGAGGUGUGGCGAACCCUGGAACAGCUGAUCUCUGCGUACUCCCACAAUGACGAUUCCAGUAUGAGCAACGAUGUGGAAUUCGUUUCCGCCGGGGAGGCGGAACAGAACUGGACCUGCUCUCAUUGUACGUUCAUCAACAGUCGGGAACUGCCAACGUGCGAAAUUUGCAAUCUUCCCAGGGUCUAAUUGUGCCGGUGGUGUUGGGCUCAACGCUCUCCAACAGACAAAUACCGAUGGCUGCCGAUUUAACAACCAACAAGGAAAAAAAACGUGUUAUCUAAAAUAACACCUAUCAUCAUCAGAGAAAUUGGUCUACUAACACCUGUGUAAAUUUUGCCCAAAUAGGAAGAGUUGGAUUAUUUUUGGGACAUCGAUGUUUGCAAAAUUGCUGCAUAUUUAAAAAUAUCAAAGUUAAUCUUUCAAAAUACACAAAAUAGCAUAAAAAA
Messenger RNA from Culex quinquefasciatus (southern house mosquito), 2498 nucleotides. It is a transcript of the gene Npl4, whose product is annotated as nuclear protein localization protein 4 homolog. Gene Ontology annotation, molecular function: ubiquitin binding; ubiquitin protein ligase binding. The transcript has 9 exons. The coding region runs from base 319 to 2238 and encodes 639 amino acids. Gene Ontology annotation, biological process: ubiquitin-dependent protein catabolic process. The record is from RefSeq and is a predicted model, not a curated record. Lineage: Eukaryota; Metazoa; Arthropoda; Insecta; Diptera; Culicidae. Gene Ontology annotation, cellular component: nucleus.